UAACCCAUUGUCAAGCCAAAAAUUUCUAACAACCAAACUAGUAGCAACCAAAACAACGUCACUUCCUGCCGCCAAGUACCAUCACUCUCUUUACCUUGGACUUUCCAUUCCAGCGUCUCUACCAGUCUUUCUCUUCUCUUCUCUCAGCAUCUGACAAUCGAUCGAUCUAGCCGGAAAUCUGACACACUUUAGGUAUCCGGCGAGAUCAAAUGUCUAACACCACUACCACAAACACCACCACCAACGCCACCGCUUCCGCCACUCCGGCGACUGAGUUGCCUCCGCCGCCGCGUGGAAACCCUACAUUAGUUGCCCUUGGGGUGGGUAUUGGGAUCGGUGGUGCAAUUGUGCUUCUCGGUGUGGGGCUUUUGUUCUUCUGGUAUAAGAGGAGGAAGAUCGACUUGUCUGGUUCACUUUCCCAAGGUCUCAAAGCUGAACCUUCUGGUGGUUCACUCCUAAAAUCGCAACAGAAAGUUCCUGCACCAACAGAUAAUAUGGUUGCAAUGCUGCCAAAGCCCACUCAUGUUUCCCCAUCGCCAUCCCCUGGCAUGGUUCUGGGUUUCUCAAAGACCACAUUCACAUACGAAGAAUUAGCACAGGCAACAGAAGGUUUCUCCAAUGCCAACCUUCUUGGUCAAGGUGGUUUUGGUUAUGUCCACAAAGGAAUACUUCCAAAUGGGAAAGAGGUUGCAGUUAAGCAGCUAAAAGUUGGAAGUGGGCAGGGGGAGCGCGAAUUUCAGGCCGAGGUUGAAACCAUUAGUCGUGUUCAUCAUAGGCAUCUUGUUUCACUGGUUGGAUAUUGCAUUUCUGGGGCUCAGAGAAUGCUGGUUUAUGAGUUUGUUCCAAACAAUACAUUGCAGUUUCAUUUACAUGGAAAGGGAAGACAGCCUCUAAGCUGGGCAAAUAGGAUGAAAAUUGCUAUAGGCUCUGCAAGAGGAUUGACAUAUUUGCACGAGGACUGUCAGCCCAAGAUCAUACAUCGUGACAUUAAGGCUGCCAAUAUUCUUCUUGAUUACAAUUUUGAAGCUAAGGUUGCCGAUUUUGGACUUGCAAGGUUAAAUCUAGAAGCUGGUACUCAUAUUUCCACACGUAUCAUGGGAACUUUUGGUUAUUUAGCUCCAGAGUAUGCUCUUUCUGGAAAACUCACUGACAAGUCAGAUGUGUUCUCCUUUGGAGUCGUGCUUCUAGAGUUGAUCACUGGAAAACGACCUAUUGAUAAAGCUCAGUUUGUGGAUGAUGAUAACAUUGUUGACUGGGCAAGGCCUUUGCUCAGACAAGCUUUGGAGGGUGGGAACUUCGAUAUUAUUGUUGAUCCAAGGUUGGAGAAAGACUAUGACUCCAAUGAGAUGACUCGCAUGGUUGCUUGUGCUGCUGUUUGUGUGCGUCAUUUUUCACGACGCCGUCCACGAAUGAGCCAGGUAGUCCGAGCUUUAGAAGGAAACAUGCCUCUGGAUGAUCUAAAUGAUGGUAUGACACCUGGAGAGAGCAGUUUCUACGAAUCCCAUGAAAGCUCAGAUUAUGACAAUUCUAUUUCCAAUUCCAAUUCCAAUUACAAAGACGAUUUGAAGAAAUUCGAAAGGUUGGCACUAGAAAGCCAGAGACACAACAAUUGUGAAAGCAGUGGACCUACCAGUGAUAAUGAUCUUCGCCAAUCUGUCUCGAGCAGUGAAGUUCUACAAACCACUCGAGAGAAAAGCUGAAGCAAUGAACAUCAUCAAAUUUCAUGAGAUGGAAAAUGGAAGAAAAGGAAGAAUAUCAUGCUUGAAACUCUCGAAAACAAUAAACUCAACGAGGUAAAAAGAUUAUUUAAAGAUUCUUUGCCAUUUCUUCUUGAAAAGCUGCCCCCCUUUUGAAAGGGGGAGUAAGCGAUCAAGUGUCCCUGAUUCAAAUCAUUCAAAACGUCUUUCUUCACAUAGAAAUCUAAAAAAAUACGGAAAUAUUGUGUCCAAUUGGAUUUGAACCUAUUUUUCCCGCUUGCUAUCAUGGCAUGUUAUUGUUCUUUCCCACUUUUCAUGUUCUGGUAUUGUCUAUACGUCCUUGUAAAGAAUAUAGUUCAAUGGCUGACACCAUGAUUAUUAUUAUUUUUGUAAAGUUGUAUUUGAUGAUUUCAAAUUUUGUAGAUCUGGGAUGGAUUCUAUUUCAAAGGCUAAAAUAAUUACAGAAUAGUAGUGACUGACUUUGUGAUU
Messenger RNA from Camellia sinensis, 2186 nucleotides. Its product is annotated as proline-rich receptor-like protein kinase PERK1. NCBI's taxonomy places the organism in Eukaryota, Viridiplantae, Streptophyta, Magnoliopsida, Ericales, Theaceae. Gene Ontology annotation, molecular function: ATP binding; protein kinase activity. The record is from RefSeq and is a predicted model, not a curated record. Gene Ontology annotation, biological process: protein phosphorylation.